UACAGAUAAGAUCUCUAUUUCUCACAUCCAAAUCACUAACGAUGGCUCGUCAAGACGUUAUCUUUCUCUCCGUCCUCAUCGCCGCCAUCACCAUCGUUGCAUCUGCGGAAGACUGCCAAUAUACAAUAAGUAUCCAAACCGGAACGAGAAAAAAUUCUGGCACAGAUUCGAAAAUAGGGGUUUUAUUGGGCGACAAAGACGUGCACAUCCAAAUUAUGGACCUAGUGAGUUGGGGUGGGACUACGCCAGGUCUAGACUAUUUCGAGAAUGGUGAUCUGGAUACUUUCAAUGGGACGGCGGAGUGUGUUCCCAACCCAGUAUGCUUUAUGACACUAUUCUCUGACAAUUCCGGCAACAAGCCCGGCUGGUAUCCUGAGUACGUGAAUGUAACGAUGAGCAAGAUUGGAACUUGGAGCACUCAUCAGUUCACUGUGCAGCAAUGGCUUGCCCUCAGUGAGGAACCGUAUAAGAUAUUUGCCAAACGAGACGACUGCCCUUCUGGGAUUCAAUCGCUUGAAUCAAUGAAUCCAUAAAAUAUAUCUUGUGAACGAUUAAUGGCGAUAUGUAUUUCAAAUAAAAUAAAAAUGUUGCCCUGUGUGUUUUUGCCAUAUGUAAGUUGAAUAAAGCCCACGUGGCAAUAAUCGAUAUUCUCACUA
Raphanus sativus (radish) is the source of this 656-nucleotide messenger RNA. Its product is annotated as PLAT domain-containing protein 3-like. The coding region runs from base 42 to 533 and encodes 163 amino acids. NCBI's taxonomy places the organism in Eukaryota, Viridiplantae, Streptophyta, Magnoliopsida, Brassicales, Brassicaceae. The transcript has 2 exons. The record is from RefSeq and is a predicted model, not a curated record. Gene Ontology annotation, molecular function: protein binding.